Messenger RNA from Papilio machaon (common yellow swallowtail), 2406 nucleotides. RefSeq names its product ankyrin repeat and LEM domain-containing protein 1. Lineage: Eukaryota; Metazoa; Arthropoda; Insecta; Lepidoptera; Papilionidae. The coding region runs from base 277 to 2370 and encodes 697 amino acids. Gene Ontology annotation, molecular function: endonuclease activity; protein binding. The transcript is spliced from 7 exons. The record is from RefSeq and is a predicted model, not a curated record.
UACGAUUAUUUGUGAAACGGAACGUAGCCGCGCCAAACGUAAACAAAGAAAAUCAUAAGCGUGACGUUAAUUUGAAAAUUUACAUAAAAAACAAGUGAAAUGCUAAAUGAGAGUGGUGUUAAUUUUAAUUAUUAAUGCGUUACCUUAUAAAGUGAUAAUAAGAACUUUCGUAAUCUAAACAUAACUGUGAUAUUGCCAACGGAAGUCCUACAGGAAAUGGGGACCGACAAUUCGCACACCCGGUGAUUUCUAAUGUAGUUCGCUUUGAGGAGGACCAUGGGUGCAACGUACAAGCAGUUGUUUAAAUUAUACGAUUUAAUUCAAAGUGGCGAUAUUAGAUCAAUUAAACCGUUUCUCGAAAAUGAAUCCAUAGAAAUUAACGACAUUUUACCAUGUAAAGGUAUAGGAAUUUUACACUUAGCAGUAGGAAUAGAUCCUGUAGAAAAAUCUAAAGAGUGCACGGAAAUAAUAUUAAAACAUGGAGGAAAUCCGAAUUUGUGCAAUGAAGAUGGCAUCACUCCAGUGCAUAUUGCUGCAAUAUGGGGUCGGCUGGAUAACCUGAAGCUGCUCAUAGGCUGCGGUGGGGAACCUUCACUGCGAGACUUGGACGGUCUGUCUGCAUUUGAUUAUGCAGUCAGAGAACAGCAGUGGGAAGUGUAUGAUUAUCUUCAUAAUGUGGAAGAUCAGUUAGAUGACUCAAUUACAUCUCCCUGCGCUUAUUCUUUAGAUUUAGAUAGGGUAUUAGUGACAACAGACCAAAUGGUUGCAGAAUACAAACCUACGACUGAUAAUCAAACUAAUAAUACGACAAUAAGAAAAUCUGAUUUAGUGCGAGACUGGUGCGAGAAAACAAGUCUCGUUAUGAACAAAUUAUAUCCGACCAUAUUAAAUGAAACAUAUAGUUUAUUAGAAAACGAAUCCGAACCUUGGAAUAUAGAUACAACAAAUUUGACGAUCGAUCUCAGUAAAGAACAGAAUCCACAGACUGGUGUGAACGAAACAAAUUACAGUUUCAAAACAUGUUUGACGAACGGCAAUGACGUAGAAAUAAGCGGUAUUCAACGUUUAGACAAGACAAUUGACAAAACAAGUACGCAACCAAAGCAAAGAUAUAGUGUUUACGAGAAUUUCUCACUUCCUGGAUCACCGAAGUGCAUUACGCAUAAGAAUUAUAAUACAAAGACGAGUUUAAAAAAAACAAAAAGAAAUGACCUUUGUCCUAGGAUGCAGAAUUUAACACUUGAUCAAUCUAAUAGUUUAUUGACUGAUGAUGCGUCAGUUAUGGACAAGGCUAUGGCGGUAGUACAGAAUAGAACCAACGAAUGGUUAUCAAGUUGCAGUAGUGAUAUGUUGGAGACCAGAGCUUGUAAUACCAGGAGAUCAUCAGCUAGUAGUGGUGUCAGCAGCAAUUAUUCGGGUGGGAAUAUUAUCAUAGCUAACGUACACGAGGAGUACAAGUAUGAAGAUAAAGAGGAAGGUGUCGUCUUGAUUGAGAAACGGUUACUUCUAUCACCGGUAGUUUUGCCAGUCGAUGAAGCAGAUAUGACAACACCAGACCAGACUAUUCUGUCCGUCGCAUCUUCUCUGCCUUCCACAAUGGACUAUGACGUCAACACACUCAGAUCCGAGCUCAUGAAGCUAGGCUUUACACCUGGACCUAUACACGAAAACACUAAAACAUUGUACCUCAAGAAGUUACAAACGCUCAAGAAAACACCGAUCGUUGUCACCAAAGAGGGAAAAUCUUACAGUGUAGAAUUACAAAAAUCAAUUCGAUCAUCGGAUUGGUUAAAUGAUCUGACGCCAUACAUUGAGUUGGAGAAAAAAGCGCGAGCGGAUUUCGCCAACCCCAAUAAGAAAUGGCGGGAAGGAACAACUAAAACCUCAUUUACCUACCUUUUAUUGGACCCAAGACUUACUGACAAUUUACCACUUAAAGCUAAUAAACAAAAUCCUCACGAACUAUGGGGAACUUUCAUCAAUUCUAUUUUUUAUGUAGGAAAAGGUAAACGUUCAAGACCUUACUCUCAUUUAUAUCAAGCACUCACUUUAUGGAAGAGAGAUUUUAAAACAUCCAAUGACAAAAAGGUUCAGCAGAUCCUUGACAUUUGGUCGGACAAAGUGGGUGUGAUAUGUCUUCAUAUAUUUCAAAAUGUUAUCCCCGCUGAGGCGUUCACAUACGAAGCUGCGAUGAUCGAUGUACUAGGGUUGCAGAACUUGAAGAAUAUAAAGAGUGGGAAUUACUAUGGAGUUGCGGCGUCUUGGCCUCUUAAAGAACGACGUAUGCUCGGCCUCUACCUCUUGUACAAGGCCAUGCAAAUAUUCCUCACCGAGGGAGAGAGGCAAUUGAGACCAGACGAUAUAGACUGACUUUAUAUUUAUUUUUAAUAAAUAUAUAUUUUGCGU